Messenger RNA from Racocetra persica, 387 nucleotides. The record is from the annotation of a GenBank genome assembly. Lineage: Eukaryota; Fungi; Glomeromycota; Glomeromycetes; Diversisporales; Gigasporaceae.
AUGACAACUGAUCAAAAGCAUUCAUCUGAUAAUACACUUACUGAGCAAGAAGCUAUCAGACGUACAGAGAAAAUAGCCCAGAUAUUUGAGUUAUAUGAGCAAAAUUCAAAGGUGUAUAAUAUGCUUUUUGGAGAAAUUGGGGUGUUAGCGAAAAAGCUAGAUGAUUAUCAUUCUGAGUAUAUCAGCUUAAAAAAGAUGAUAAAAAGACUGAAAAGAGAUGUAGAGUCUCUAGAGACUGAAUUAGAAGAUUUAGAUGACUGUGUGGAUAAGAACACUGUGGUUGACUUAAUAUAUGAAAUAGUUCCCUUGCUAAUUAAUGAAAAAGGUAAGAGUUCCUUCAAUUCGUUCAAGAUUUCUGAAGAAUCUGAUUCGGCUAAGAUAUUUGAG